Messenger RNA from Manduca sexta (tobacco hornworm), 3418 nucleotides. It is a transcript of the gene Sap47, whose product is annotated as synapse-associated protein of 47 kDa. Lineage: Eukaryota; Metazoa; Arthropoda; Insecta; Lepidoptera; Sphingidae. The record is from RefSeq and is a predicted model, not a curated record. Gene Ontology annotation, cellular component: synapse; cytoplasm.
CUGUACACUCGCUACGGCAAGUAUAUAGAAAAAAAAAUUGAACUGUACGCGAUUUUAGUCUCUAUUUCAAUGGCUUAAAGUUUAAAUUCAUUAAUAACUUGACUGUGAAAAUUGUGCCCGUACAUGUACAAAGUGUAAACAGCGCAGAAGCAGUAGUCUAUUCAUGCGCAGUGGAGUGUUCCUGUUACCUCCUGGUCGAUUGUGGUUUCCCAUUUAGUUUUUCAGCUGAUCACGCAUUCAUCGGGCACACUGCAGACCGUCCGCGUCGCGGGUCAUGUGUGAAGCUGUCGCGGCGUCAGAUCGCUGUGUCGUGUAGUUCGUUAGCUAGUGUCAGUGCAAUAUGUUUUCAGGACUUACCAAUCAGGUCAGCUCGUGGAUGGGAGCGGCUAAGGGCGAGCCACAAGACGAGGAAGUCCCCACACCCACCAAAGAUGCGACAGCUGAGGCGACCGCGGAAGGCGAGAAAAAUAGCGCGACUGGUGGCGCGGACAGCAGGCCAGCCUCCACCGGCGGCACUCCCACCGAAGAGCAGCCCGGCGGCGUCGGCAACGAUGCUCAAAGUAAAAAGUUGUUUACCGUUGACGCUAUAGAGGUGCCUGAUAUGCAAGAGUUGACAACCAAAGCAGUGGCGGGCGCGAAGUCCCUCGGCAACUUCCUGUACUCGGCGGUGAACAAGGCCGGCGCUAAAGUCAGCGAGGCAGGCGCCAAGAUCAAGAAGACCGUCGAGGAAAACAGCAUCCUUGGCGAGUUCAACCGUGAGCAGGACGCCUUCAUCAAGGGCCAGGAAGGCCGCGGUGGGGCCUCCGCCGUACCGCCGUGGAUCGGCGCACACAACGAACCAGCGCUCAAGGAGGAGUGCCUGUCGCUCUCCACCGACCGGCGGAACUUCGUCCGCGCGCCGCCAGCAGGCGUGGAGUUCGACUUCGACUACGACAAGAUGUACCCGGUGGCCGUCGCCAUCAUGGCCGAGGAUCCCAACCUCGAGAAGAUGCGCUUCGAUCUCGUGCCAAAAGUCAUCACGGAGGAGAACUUCUGGCGGAACUAUUUCUACCGCCUGUCGCUGAUCUGCCAGGCCAACGAGGCGGACGCCGCCGCCAGCCGCCAGACCAGCGCCGACGACUCGCAGGACUCCGAUAAGUCUGCGAGCGAGAAUCUUAUAGCUAACGAGAAAUCGUCGCAGGAAUGUAUCGAUGACGUGAAGAAACGUAUAAAGUCGUUGAAAGUCGAUAGAGACAAUGACGACGAGCAAUGGGAGAAAGAGUUGGAAGCAGAGCUGAAAGAAUACGAAGUAGUGGCGGAAAAGACGGGAGACGAUAAGUGGGAGAAGGAAUGCGAAGACUUGUUAGCUGAUGACGUGGACCUCAAGUAGAGCAAGGCAGGAUACAACGCACCAUCUGAUUGGAACACUAACCCCGUUUGUAAAAGUUGAAUUACUGUUUCAGACUCGUAUUCACAAACGAUACUUAGCUAGUAUGAAGCCAUGCUGUGGUAGUAAAUCUGUGUUAAAUGCCUUCGACAUUACAGCAUUUGCAGUGCGAAGACAUAGGACUUUUAUUGCGUAAUAUGGAUCUACAACUUUAGUUCAGUUGGCUGUCAGAUAAUCAAAGUAAACAAAGCCAAAGAAAACUAUGAAGUUGCCGACACUAUUCCGUUGAGGCACACUGUGAGUUCUCAUGGUAUUGUUUGUGAACAUGGGUGUUAAUAUUUUUUUUCUAUAUAUUCCAAAUGAUUAAUAUUUUUCCUAUUUAAAAGGAUUUGAAAUAAACAUUUGGUUUGUUUUUUUUUUUAUGAAAAAUCGUCUCGUAUUUUUUUAUUUACAUAAUGUUAACUCGGUUACUAGUUUAUUUGGUUAGAAACACAUUAUUAUUUGUUCAUGAGGAACUAUGUACUUUCCUCAGAAAAAAUUAAGAAAGUGUGAUUUAUUUAGAAUUACAAUAUAAAAAUUGAUUUCGGUAAAUAGGUGAUGUUUUUCAAGUGAAAGUAAGUUAUAAUGGCAUCAUAUUAAAAAUUGUAAAAUUAUAAACUUAAUAAUUGUAUUCGGAGAUCGUGCAUUUUAGCAUUAAAUCUUGUUCCCGGAAAAAAUACACGUAACCUAAAAAAAAAUCAUCUUUGACAUACUUACUCAAGUGUGUUAUCAAAAAUUGGGUCUUCGCGUCUGUUUUUUAGGUUUCCGAUGUAGCUUUUUUUAUAACGGGGUUAGUAACUUGCUCGGAGUAGCCGGGGCUCAAUUAUAUUCUUAUGAAUCAUUGUAAUGUAUGAAAAGUGAUUUAAUUGUUGCAUUUAAAUCGAAGUUCCCUUUUAAACAAAAAUGCAAAUGUCGGAAUAAAAAAAAAACAAAAAUCUGUGUAGCAAAAAAAUCUUUUUUCGAGUUGAGGAUAUUAUAAAUUGUGAUAAAAACGUCUUAUUUAAUAAUUUGAAUUGAGAAUUUUGUAAAAGAAAUUGUAAUGUGUUAAAAAGCCUUCACUUUUAAUUGUAUAAGUAUUAAAAAAAUAUUACCAAUAAUAAGUAACUUCAAUUUUAUUACUUAAAAAUAAUAAACGAAAAAUACUUAUGUCAUUUGAAUUUCUCUGAUUGGAGUGAAUGUGUGAGCCAUUUUUAAUUAAAUAAAAUAUAACUUUAUUUUUUUUUAUUUAAACGUAAUUUCAUUCUAAUUUCCAACAUUGCGUAAGAAAUAUGGAAAUUUAAUAAAAAAAUAAUGCUUAAUAUAUAGUGUGGUUAUUGCAUAUAAGUAUAGGUUAUAAUGUGAUUGUUGAUUUUUAUUUGAAUGUUAAAUAUAUUUAGUACUUAUAGGAUCUCUUGUACUUGCGUUUGAUAUUUUGUAUUGUAAAUUUUAUUUUAAAUGUCUAUGUCUUAUGUCAUAAAACAAAAGAAUAGUAUUUUUCUUCAUGCAAUAUAGUAAAAAAAAUUCAAUCCCUAAAUAUAUUUAUUUUACCAUUAUACCUUCAUUAAUAUUUCUGUAAUAAGGUUCAAAGUUAUUACAAAUCAAAUUAACGAUAUAAUUAUACAAAGUAAAAGAUUUUUUCUAAGGUUCCAGAAAAAAAAACACUACAGUAUCUUUUUCAUUAUUUCAGGUUAAUAUAGAAAUACCUAAAGGUUUAGCAGUUUCUAUUUGAGUAUAUUAACUACAAUAUUGAUUGACUUGUUACUAUAUUAUGUGUUUCAUUACAAUAUCUCUUUGUAAAGUUUUUAUAAAACUGCUCUCAAACAUAACUUUUCCAGCGGCUUAACGUCACAACUUUGCCAAAUAUUAUUAAUUCAAUAAAAAAAAAGGAAUUUCCUUGCUUUGUUGCGUGACAUUAUACUUUAUCUAUGAUAUUAAUAAGAAGCAUUUUCUUGUAUUCUCUACAAGUAGUUUGUCGUGUAUAUAUUGUAUGUGUGUUUCUGUACAUUCCUGUUCUUAAUAAACUGAUGUUUGUAA